Messenger RNA from Austrofundulus limnaeus, 2462 nucleotides. It is a transcript of the gene aoc2, whose product is annotated as amine oxidase copper containing 2. Gene Ontology annotation, biological process: amine metabolic process. The record is from RefSeq and is a predicted model, not a curated record. Gene Ontology annotation, cellular component: plasma membrane. Gene Ontology annotation, molecular function: copper ion binding; primary methylamine oxidase activity; quinone binding. The transcript has 5 exons. Bases 32 to 2311 code for a protein of 759 amino acids. Lineage: Eukaryota; Metazoa; Chordata; Actinopteri; Cyprinodontiformes; Rivulidae.
AGUCCAGUCCUCUCCUCUCUGCCUGUGCACAAUGGUGGAGAAAAUGAACUCUCUGCUAAAAUGGGCGCUUAUCCUGUUUGUUCUUGGUUCAGUCAUUCUCAACAUCAUCCUGAUCGGGGUCCACUCCAGCAGGAGGCCCAAAUGUUCCGUCCAGCAUGCCUACCCAUUGCGGGCCAAGCACAACGAUCAGAGCCUCAUAUUUGCGGAUCUCACCCGGGAUGAGUACGUGCAGGUCCAGCAGUACAUGCUGAAGCUGAAGGACUUGAACAUCUCCAGUAAGCAGACCACCAAACCUUCAGGUAACUUCUUGUUCCUCAUAGAUCUGUCUUUACCAAAGAAAUCAGAUGCCUUGAAUUACUUGGACAAAAAAGGUCCAAAACCAGUCAGGAAAGCCACAGUGGUGGCCUUUCUUGGGACCAAAGGCCACAUUAAAGAGUAUGAAGUGUGGCCCCUUCCAAACCCAACAUUCCACAGAGAUGUGACCCAGGAGAGGUAUGGGAUGGAGCUGCCUCUCAGUAAGCGCCUGGUCACCAUUGGGGAGUACACCCUGAUGUUCAAGUUUUUUGAGGAUGAAGUCUUCUCUAAGCUGAGUAAGCUCCUGAAGGAGAGCUUCGACGUGGACCAGAACAAACAACUGAACGCGUUUGAACAAAUGCCACGCGGAGUACGGUCUGGGGACAGGAAGACCUGGGUGUCAUUUUUCAGGGACAUGAGUGGGAUGUACAUUCACCCAGUGGGGUUCGAAGUUCUGCUGAACCAUGAAAACCUUAAUGCAUCCCUUUGGAGAGUGGAGCGGCUGAUGUAUAACGGGAAGUACUUCAACAGCGUGGAGCAACUCAGACAGGACUACGAGAGUGGGAAAGUCGAGAAGAUAAUUUACAAAAAGUCUGAGGACUAUGGCUCCCUGAAACCCAGGACCAAGACCCUGCAGAUGGGGCCACAGCAGUUUUAUGCAGAGGGGAAGCGUUUCAGCGUUCAGAACAACCAGGUUCUAUACCUGAACUGGAGCUUCGCCUACGGGCUCAGCUCGCUCACUGGGAUGCGUGUGUUUGAUGUGCGCUUUCACGGAGAACGGGUGGCCUAUGAGAUCAGCGUGCAGGAGGCCAUGUCAGUGUAUGGUUCCAUCACACCGGGGAUGAUUCUUACAAAAUUUCUGGACUCAAGUAUUGGAAUCGGGCGCUUCGCACAUGAACUCGUCCGUGGCAUAGACUGCCCCUACGAGGCCACCUAUGUAGACACAUACCGCUAUAUAGACGUGCCAGUACCAGUCCGGUUCCGGAACUCCAUUUGCAUAUUUGAGCAUAACAUGGGUCAGCCCCUGCGGAGACACUUUGCUGACUUUUUCCACCACAGCUUUGGAGGGAUGGUGAACAGUGCACUGGUGUUCAGAACCAUCACRGCUAUAGGGAACUAUGACUACAUGUGGGACUUCAUCUUUUAUCAGAGUGGCUCUGUAGAGGCUAAGGUGCAUGCCACAGGCUACAUCUCCUCAUCAUAUUUGGUGGAUGGAAGUCUGAAGUACGGACAUCAGGUGGCAGACAAAGUCCUGGGCAACAUACACACUCACUUCAUCAACUUCAAGGUAGACCUGGAUGUGGCCGGAGUGAAAAAUGUGUUCCAGGCCAAAGACAUGAAGUUUGUGAAUGUAUCCAUGCCCUGGAUGCCUGAACACAACGCAAUGGUGCCUCAACUGGUGGAGAAACAAUACAGAACUGAACAGGAGGCUGCCCUACGUUACGACACCAAGACGCCUCGCUAUCUUCACGUUGCCAGCAGUAAGACCAAUCGGUGGGGACAUCAGCGCWCCUACAGACUGCAGGUGUACAGCUUCGCAGGAGACCACCUACCAGAGAGCCAAGCUGAGGAGAAAUCCAUGUCCUGGGCCAGGUAUAAGGUUGCCAUCACAAAGCACAAGGACUUGGAGCAAACCAGCAGUAGUCUUUACAGUCAAAAUGAUGUUUGGAGUCCAGCAGUUGACUUCAGCAAGUUUAUUGAAGAUGAUGAAAGCAUUGAAGAUGAAGACCUUGUUGCAUGGGUGACAGCUGGUUUCCUUCAUAUCCCUCACGCUGAAGACAUCCCUAACACUGUAACAGUCGGCAAUGGAGGUGGGGUCCUGCUGCGACCACAUAACUACUUCGAUGAAGACCCAUCCAUUAACUCUGCAGAUGCUGCAUACUUUGUCCCUGGCGCUGAGGACAGUUGUGAGAACAACAGGAUGGCUUGCUUUUCUCAGGAGUCUUGUAGCCCCAACCUAGAGACCUUCACCUACCAAGGUUUUGAGGGAGUCAUGAAGUUUGAGGACUGGAACUGAUUUUUCCAUGCUGCUAGGUGAUAGCUUAAUAGCCAUGAUAACCUCAGAGAUGUCCUUGGGCUGCAUGUUUAUAAAGGCAGAUGGGUGUAGCAAAUAUAUCUAGUCUACACUUUAUUUAGACUCUACGAAGUGCUUUACAAUGUGUUUUUAA